Molecule: messenger RNA, 1458 nt
Organism: Penicillium nucicola
Lineage: Eukaryota; Fungi; Ascomycota; Eurotiomycetes; Eurotiales; Aspergillaceae
Gene: aclA
Product: putative ATP citrate lyase subunit (Acl)
Exons: 2
Coding region: 1-1458 (485 amino acids)
Biological process (GO): tricarboxylic acid cycle; succinyl-CoA metabolic process
Cellular component (GO): succinate-CoA ligase complex
Molecular function (GO): succinate-CoA ligase (ADP-forming) activity
Source: RefSeq, a predicted model, not a curated record
AUGUCCGCCAAAUCUAUCCUCGAGGCCGACGGCAAGGCCAUCCUCAACUUCCACCUCACUCGCGCUCCCGUUAUCAAGCCUACUCCCCUCCCUCUCUCCACAACACACAACCCUCCUGCUCGUCUGGCCUCGCUGCACUUCCCCGAGGACAAGACCGUCAAGGAUGUUCUCGACCAGGCCGAGGUGACCUUCCCUUGGCUCCUCACUCCCGGCGCCAAGUUCGUUGCGAAGCCCGAUCAAUUGAUCAAGCGUCGGGGUAAGAGCGGUCUGCUCGCCCUCAACAAGACCUGGACUGAGGCCCGUGAGUGGAUUGAGACUCGCGCCACCAAGGAUGUGCAGGUUGAGACCGUCACUGGUGUCCUCCGUCAGUUCCUCGUGGAGCCCUUCGUGCCCCACCCCCAGGAGACCGAGUACUACAUCAACAUCAACUCCGUCCGUGAGGGUGACUGGAUCCUCUUCACCCACGAGGGUGGUGUUGAUGUCGGUGAUGUUGACGCCAAGGCUGAGAAGCUUCUGAUUCCCGUCAACCUGAAGCAGUACCCCUCCAACGAGGAGAUUGCCGCGACUCUUUUGAGCAAGGUCCCCAAGGGUGUCCACAACGUCCUGGUGGACUUCAUCUCCCGCCUGUACGCCGUCUACGUCGACUGCCAGUUCACCUACCUCGAGAUCAACCCUCUCGUUGUCAUCCCCAACGCCGAUGCUACCUCCGCUGAAGUCCACUUCCUGGAUCUCGCGGCCAAGCUCGACCAGACUGCUGAGUUCGAGUGUGGUACCAAGUGGGCUAUUGCCCGCAGCCCCGCUGCUCUCGGUCUCCCCGUUCUCGCCUCCUCCGAUGGCAAGGUCAACGUCGACGCUGGCCCGCCGAUGGAGUUCCCCGCCCCCUUCGGUCGUGAGCUGACCAAGGAGGAGAAGUUCAUCUCCGACAUGGACGCCAAGACCGGUGCCUCCCUCAAGCUCACCGUUCUCAACUCCCAGGGUCGCGUGUGGACCCUCGUCGCUGGUGGUGGUGCCUCCGUCGUCUACGCCGACGCCAUUGCCUCCGCUGGCUUCGUCAGCGAGCUCGCCAACUACGGUGAGUACUCCGGUGCUCCCACCGAGACCCAGACCUACAACUACGCCAAGACUGUCUUGGAUCUCAUGCUCCGUGCCCCCAUCCACCCCGAGGGCAAGGUCCUCUUCAUUGGUGGUGGUAUUGCCAACUUCACCAACGUUGCCAGCACCUUCAAGGGUGUCAUCCGCGCUCUCCGCGAGGUUGCCCCCGUCCUCAACGAGCACAAGGUCCAGAUCUGGGUCCGCCGUGCUGGUCCCAACUACCAGGAGGGUCUCAAGAACAUCAAGUCCGUCGGUAUCGAACUUGGCCUCGACAUGCACGUCUACGGCCCCGAGAUGCACGUCAGUGGUAUCGUUCCUCUGGCCCUCCAGGGCAAGAAGACCGACAUCAAGGAAUUCGGCGCUUAA